Messenger RNA from Penicillium oxalicum, 2400 nucleotides. RefSeq names its product Zn(II)2Cys6 transcription factor. The record is from RefSeq and is a predicted model, not a curated record. Gene Ontology annotation, molecular function: DNA-binding transcription factor activity, RNA polymerase II-specific; zinc ion binding; DNA binding. The transcript has 4 exons. Lineage: Eukaryota; Fungi; Ascomycota; Eurotiomycetes; Eurotiales; Aspergillaceae. Bases 1 to 2400 code for a protein of 799 amino acids. Gene Ontology annotation, cellular component: nucleus. Gene Ontology annotation, biological process: DNA-templated transcription; regulation of DNA-templated transcription.
AUGGCCAGACCAACUCCUGGCAUUCGCCAAUUUCCUAUCGAAGAUACAGUGGGUCUCAACACUAUCGGCCCCAGUUCUGAACAACCCCGGAUCGGCAAGGAAUGUCACGAUCAUUUCACAACGGCCCGGCGACAGAUGGACGCCUCAAACGACGAGACGUCCAGGGGACGGCCCGAGCAGUCUGGCAAACGCGUCUCGCGUGCCUGCUUGCAUUGUAGGCAGCGGAAGUCAAGAUGUGACUUAGAUAGUAAUGGUAACCCUGGUAAGCCACCGUGCCAGAGGUGCGUCAGAGAGCAUCGCGACUGCGUCCUCGGUGGCUCCAAUCGCGGAGGCCGUCGCAUUCGCAAGAAUAAAAUCAAGCAUUUCACGCCUGCUUCAGACCACUCGCCCAACAAAGAUCCCAAGGAUACCACGGCAAGUCCAGGGGUCCUGAAUGGCCUUGGAGCAUCGUCGGGCGUCCCUUAUCCCGGUCCGGUGGUUUUCCUCCCGCCAGACCAGUCGGCUGAGACCGCUGCUUCGACCAUGGCGUCGGCGGCCGUCGAGGGGGAUGAAGAGGCUGCAAUCGACACAGUGCCACGCAAUCCGUCUGACGCCUGGCAGUGUCUGACUGAUAUCGCCACCAAAAGUGCUCCAAUGGUCCCCGAGAACCGUGGGAGCCAUCCUGGACGAUCGGAUUCAAUAUCGACGUAUCGUGGCAUGCGCAAUGGUAUUUUGCCCGAUUUCAAUGCCGCACACACUGGCAUACGAGCCUAUCGACUGGUUCACUCUCGCUCCUUGGACUCAGGUCUUGUGUGGCAGCUAAUCACUCGCUACGCUGAAAACUUCCAUCCUUAUCUUCCCCUGGUGCCUCGAAAGUAUUUUGAGUAUUCCGCUCUCGAUGACUUCGCCAACAAUGAGAAACAUCUCCUCACUGCGGUCUUGACUAUCGCCUCAAAGGAUCUCAUCGAUCGACCAGAGAUUCACGAGUACUGUUCCAAGUACAUGCACGAGUUGAUCUCUGGCAUCGCCGCCGGCGCAGAGUGCGAUGUAGAGGCGGUCGAGGCUCUGUUGCUUCUUGCAGAGUGGGAGCCUCAGGGUCUACGGCCUCGUGUUGAGCGCGUUGGUCGGGGUGAAGAAGAUCGGGCUGCAUGGAUGCACGUUGGUCUCGCCUUGCGUUCGGGCUACUUCAUUGGGUUGGACCGAACCUCAUUUCGAGGCGACCCAUCCGGAGACCCGGAAUCAGAGGCUCGCCGUCGACUCGCGUGGGCCAGUGCCUAUGUCUCUGAUCGAUUAAUUUCGGUACGCAUCGGGCGUGCAUUCUGGUCUCGUGGGCCCGGUCCGAUGACCGGUCUGUCAAGUCACGAUUUCCCAUCACUGCAGCCGGCCAAGGAGGGCGAUGAGGACUAUUCAAAGAUUUACCAGGCCAUGCUUGACCUGACCCAACUUUACGGGAAUGUACACGAGGUCCUAUACUCGGGCAUGCGAACGAGCAAUCAGAUGAUGCUAAUGGGUGAUUACGUCAAGUACGUCGAUGAUUUCCGCCUGGCUAUCUUACGGUGGAAAUCUCUUUGGGGGCCAUUGGACUGCUCACCACCCAUGCGGGCGACCCUUCAGCUAUCUUACGAGUACCUGCGUCUCUACACGACUGCAUUUGCCUUUCAGGCUGCAAUCUCUCAGUGCUUGGCAAAGCCCAAGACAGACGGCACACAUCGCGAGCAACUUCGAGCUACUUUCAAGAAUGUUGCAUCGAUGCAGGACGCUCGAUUCAUCUACGAGUCUGUUGAUGCGGCCAACGCGUACUUGACUAUAUUGGUAGACUCGGUUGAUCCAGAGCGCCACCUACAUUUUAUGCCUCUUCGAUUCUACCUUUAUGGUAUUUACUCCGCCGUCUUCCUCUACAAGGUAAAUCUUUUCCGCCGGACAUCCCUCCACUUCAAAGAUGCUCUUUCUGACCAUGUCUCCCAGGCCCGCUCAUUUGGAAUGAUGCUUCCAUCCGAGGAAGCCAAGGUUCAAGGUCUCGUAGCCCGCACCACGGAGGUUCUCAAGCGCGCAAGCGCUGGUCCGGACGACAUUGGAGCGCGCUAUUCUCGCCUGCUUGAGCUUCUGUGGCGACCCAAACCCCAUCCUGUGACCAAUCGAUCUGCAGAGCAGCGUGAGCCCAACGAGUUCUCCAUACCAACAGCGCUCUCCAAUCCAGUCUCCGAUCCCACGUAUAUGGACUUCAGUCCUGCCCACGAUUUCUCGUGGCUGGAUUUGGAAGCCGUGGGCGACUAUGUCUCUGGCGACCAACCCCCCGGAGGACUGCUCGGUCUUGAUGUGUUCCAGAAUGAAGCCACGCCCUAUCCGGGAGGACACGAUCGAUCACAAGUCUGGCAAUCGUCUGCAUGGCUGGGCGACAUGAGCAGCAAUCUCUUGUUUUAG